This is a messenger RNA of Fonsecaea nubica, 3324 nucleotides long. RefSeq lists its product as hypothetical. Gene Ontology annotation, molecular function: 3'-5'-DNA exonuclease activity; DNA-directed DNA polymerase activity; DNA binding. Bases 1 to 3324 code for a protein of 1107 amino acids. Lineage: Eukaryota; Fungi; Ascomycota; Eurotiomycetes; Chaetothyriales; Herpotrichiellaceae. Gene Ontology annotation, biological process: DNA-templated DNA replication; nucleotide-excision repair, DNA gap filling; base-excision repair, gap-filling. The record is from RefSeq and is a predicted model, not a curated record. Gene Ontology annotation, cellular component: delta DNA polymerase complex. The transcript has 2 exons.
AUGCCUGGACGUGUUCUUGAUCAACCCAAAAAGAGGGUCUUGACAGACACCACCAACACCCACAACGUCCUCAAAUCCCCGCCGUCGGCGAAGAAGAGGAAACUAAAUGGCGACCGACCCAAUGUCUCUUUCCACUCGUCACAGCCCGGCCCAAAUAGGUUCAAAUCAAAGCUGGGCUCGUCGCAGCCCAAGAGCCAGUUUGAAACCGAAGUUCUUGAGAAGAUGACACAGGACAUUGCGGGCUUGAAAGAGAACAAUUCCGAGAAAGACCAGCAGUGGGAGAGACCAAGUCUGGAAAACUUCAACGCGGACUCGGAUCCUUUGCGUUUCCAACAGAUUGAAAUUGAGGAAGGCACAUUACAUGGGGGAAAGAUUGCCCUUAAGAUGUUUGGUGUAUCGGAGACUGGCCACUCCAUCCUUCUCCAUGUCACUGAUUUCCUUCAUUACCUCUAUGUGGCGGCGCCGGUCAACUUCCAACGGUCGGAUGUGGAAGGGUACAAAGCAUACCUCGAGGCCCAACUGGCACAACAUCAACCCGCCAUCCAUUCCGUGCAGAUGGUGCUGCGCGAGAACCUGUUUGGGUUUCAGGGCAAUCAGAAGAGCCCCUAUCUCAAGAUUACGGUGACAGACCCAAAGUUUAUCAACCGAUUACGGACUGCGAUAGAGGACGGACAUGCCAACUACAAAGGGAUGUGGAAAGGCGUUGAAAGCAAAAUUUUGACCUUCGACAACAUCCAAUACGUUCUUCGCUUCAUGAUCGAUACGGGCAUCACCGGAAUGUCAUGGGUUGAGGUUCCCCCACAGAAGUAUCACGUCCUUCCUCAACAUGACGGCCAAUCUAAUUGCCAGAUCGAGGCGUACUGUCACUAUCGGGAUCUUGUCGCACAUGGACAUGACGGCGAAUGGGCAAAAAUGGCACCACUUCGAAUCCUGUCCUUCGAUAUCGAAUGUGCUGGCCGCAAAGGCAUCUUUCCCGAAGCCAAUCAAGACCCCGUUAUCCAGAUUGCAAACGUGGUCACAAAAUAUGGCGAGUCGAAGCCUUUUAUCCGAAAUGUCUUUGUACUGGACACUUGCAGCCUGAUUGUGAACACGAAGAUAUAUGAACACAGAUCAGAGUCUGACAUGCUUAUGGCAUGGAGACAAUUCUUGGAAGAAGUUGAUCCCGAUGUCAUCAUCGGCUACAACAUUGCAAACUUCGACUUCCCCUAUCUCCUCGAUAGGGCCAAACACCUGAAAUUGACUAAAUUUCCUUACUGGUCACGACUGAGAAGUGUAGCAUCCCACGCCAAAGACACCAACUUCUCCAGCAAGCAAAUGGGUAAUCGUGAUACGAAGUCCACAAACACUAAUGGCCGAAUUCAGUUGGAUUUGCUGCAGCUCGUCCAACGAGACCACCAACUUCGCAGCUACACGCUGAACUCUGUCUGUGCACAUUUCUUGGGUGAGCAGAAGGAGGACGUUCACCACACCAUGAUCACAGAGCUAUACAAUGGAACUCCAGAUUCGAGAAGACGAUUGGCUGUCUACUGUCUAAAGGAUGCUUACCUCCCCCAACGACUUAUGGACAAGCUCAUGUGCCUGGUUAACUACACGGAAAUGGCCAGGGUCACAGGUGUCCCUUUCAACUACCUCCUCGCCCGAGGGCAGCAGGUGAAAUUCAUCAGCCAACUUUUCAGGAAAGCUCUAGAGCAGCAAUUGGUCAUUCCGAAUCUGCGAAACGAAAGCACCGAUGAGCAGUAUGAAGGUGCUACAGUCAUUGAGCCCAUUCGAGGCUAUUACGAUGUGCCCGUUGCUACUCUGGAUUUCGCUUCCUUGUAUCCUUCUAUCAUCCAAGCCCACAAUUUGUGUUACACCACACUAUUGAACAAGAACAUCAUCGAGAAACUCAAUCUGAAGAAGGACGAAGACUAUAUUCUCACUCCCAAUGGGGAUCUCUUCUGCACCGCCAAAGUUCGCAAAGGACUUCUUAGUCAAAUUCUGGAAGAAUUGCUGAGUGCACGAAAGCGAGCAAAGAAGGAACUCGCUGUAGAGACAGACCCAUUCAAGAAGGCGGUGCUCAACGGACGCCAACUCGCUCUAAAAAUAUCUGCAAACUCUGUCUACGGUAUCACAGGUGCCACUGUUGGCAAGCUGCCCUGUCUCGCCAUUGCAUCGAGCACCACAGCAUAUGGCCGUCAAAUGAUCGAAAAGACAAAGCAUGAGGUGGAACAAAAGUACACAAUGGCAAAUGGCUAUUCGCAUGACGCCCAGGUCAUCUACGGUGAUACCGACUCAGUCAUGGUCAAGUUUGGUGAGAAGGAUCUUCGAAAGACCAUGGAACUUGGAGAAGAAGCCGCCAACUUUGUCUCUUCUAAAUUCAUCAAACCGAUCAAAUUGGAAUUCGAAAAGGUCUACUUUCCUUACUUGCUGAUCAACAAGAAAAGGUACGCGGGACUGUACUGGACGAAUCCAGAGAAGCAUGACAAAAUGGACAGCAAAGGCAUUGAAACUGUCCGACGGGACAACUGUCGUCUCGUCCAAGUCGUCAUUGAGACAGUUCUGAAAAAGAUCUUGAUCGACCGAGACUUAGAUGGCGCGCAGGAUUAUGUCAAGGAGACAAUUGCCAACCUUUUGCAAAACAAGAUCGAUCUCAGCAUGCUAGUGAUCACAAAAGCACUUAGCAAAAGCGACUACACGGCCAAACAAGCACAUGUGGAACUAGCUGAACGGAUGAAGAAACGCGACGCAGGCUCAGCUCCAGCACUGGGCGACCGUGUAGCGUAUGUCAUGGUGAAAGGCGCCAGCGGGUCCAAGAACUACGAGAACUCGGAGGAUCCAAUAUAUGUGCUCGAGAACAACGUCCCUAUCGACACCAAAUAUUACCUGGACAACCAACUCGCUAACCCUCUGGGAAGAAUCUUCGAGCCCAUCCUCGGUGAGCGACGUGCUAAUUCCCUACUUGCCGGCGACCAUACACGCUCCAUCUCUGUUGCUGCCCCUACCCUUGGCGGACUAAUGAAAUUCGCCAAAAAGACACAGACAUGCAUGGGCUGCAAGAAACCUCUCGUCAGCGCCCAGGAAUCCAAGGGUGCGGUGUGCGAGAACUGUCGUCCCCGAAUAGGCGAGCUGUACACCAAGCAGAUAAAAAAGGUCGGCGAACUGGAAGUAAGAUUUGCCAGGCUGUGGACACAGUGUCAACGGUGCCAGGGCAGUAUGCACUCUGAGGUGCUAUGCUCGAGCCGGGAUUGUCCGAUCUUCUAUAUGAGGAUGAAAGCGAGAAAGGAAGUAGAGGAGUCAGGAAAAGAACUGGCAAGAUUCGAUGCCGAUGUUGGUGCCAUAUGGUAG